This is a messenger RNA of Eupeodes corollae, 1669 nucleotides long. RefSeq names its product mannose-1-phosphate guanyltransferase alpha (gene Gmppa). The transcript has 7 exons. Lineage: Eukaryota; Metazoa; Arthropoda; Insecta; Diptera; Syrphidae. The record is from RefSeq and is a predicted model, not a curated record. The coding region runs from base 116 to 1426 and encodes 436 amino acids. Gene Ontology annotation, biological process: biosynthetic process. Gene Ontology annotation, cellular component: cytoplasm.
UGACAUCUCACUUCCACUCCAAAGAAUAAAGACAAAAUACAAAAACAAACAUUGAGAAAGAAAACUGAACAAUAAAUAAAUUUAACAAAAUUUCUUGUUUUUACAUCAACAUAAAAUGUUAAAAGCUAUCAUUCUUAUCGGCGGACCACAAAAAGGAACACGAUUUCGGCCCUUAUCUCUUGACAUCCCAAAACCUUUAUUCCCCGUUGCCGGUCGACCAAUAAUCCAACACCACAUCGAAGCAUGUCUUCUUGUAAAGGACCUAAAGGAGAUCCUCAUCAUAGGCUACUAUCCCAGUGUCCUGAUGGAACAAUUCGUCGAGGAAAUGCACAAUUUGUACAACAUUAACAUAAGAUAUCUGCAAGAGUUUACAGCUCUGGGGACAGCAGGUGGAAUGUAUCAUUUCCGAGAUCAGAUAAGGGCGGGCAAUCCGAAGGCGUUCUUCAUUCUGAAUGGAGACGUUUGUGCUGAUUUUCCCCUGCAAAAUCUCUACGAAUUCCACACAAGUCGCCCCAAUGAUGCUCUGAUAACGAUUAUGAGCACUGAGGCGACACGACAACAAUCACUACACUAUGGUUGUUUAGUUAUGGACAACGAAGCGGGGCUGGUGACUCACUACGUUGAGAAGCCGAGUUCGUACGUGUCGACAUUUAUCAAUUGUGGUGUCUAUGUUUGUUCGACUGAGGUGUUUGCCAAGCUGGCAGAGAUCUUCUAUGCCAAGGGAGAGGCAGGCUACGAUAGAUGGUAUGCUACAAGUUCAAAUGGAAACGGCAAUGGCAAGGAUCAGGGUCAUAUUAAGUGGGAACAAGAGGUGCUUACGCCUUUGGCUGGGACAAAUAAGCUCUAUGCGAUGCCAGUUCCCAAUUGGUGGUCACAACUGAAGACGGCCGGGUCAGCUAUUUACGCCAAUCGCCAUUAUUUAGCGCUUUACAAGAAAACGCACCCAGAACGGCUCUGUAAUGCUGGUUCAAAAACCAAUAACGCCGACGGAAGCCUUAUUUGCAAUAUCAAACCUGAUGUUUAUAUACAUCCAACGGCAACUGUACAUUCCACAGCUACACUUGGCCCAAAUGUUUCAAUUGGCCCAGGAGUUACAAUCGGACCUGGUGUUCGAAUUCGAGAAUCAAUUAUUCUUGAUAAUGCUGUGAUUAAAGACCAUACACUUGUUUUACAUAGCAUAAUUGGUCGUGGCUCAACAAUUGGUAACUGGGCCCGAGUAGAAGGUACUCCAAGUGACCCAGAUCCAAAUAAACCAUUUGCAAAAAUGGAAAAUCCGCCAUUAUUUAAUAAGGACGGCAAAUUAAAUCCAUCAAUAACAGUAUUAGGGAGUUCUGUCCAUGUGCCACCUGAAAAGAUUCUAUUAAAUUGUAUAGUCUUGCCGGACAAAGAAUUAAGCAGAAAUUUUAAAAAUGAAAUCAUUUUGUGAAAUAAAAAGAAAACAAAUUUAUUGUUUACCUCUUGUAUACAUAAACAAUAUACGUACAGAAAACACAUUUAUUUUCAAUUUUAUACUAUUUUCCAAGUUUUAUAUUAUUUUAUAUAUUUUUUUUUGUCAUAAAUAAUUCCAAUAUACAAACAAAUCAAAAAUAAGAAUAAUGUUAACAAGCUUUUUUAAUAUAAAAUUCUUACAGGGGGGGAAAUAAAUAAAAAUGUUCUUUUUUAAGCUUAA